Trichomonas vaginalis G3 is the source of this 1629-nucleotide messenger RNA. RefSeq lists its product as uncharacterized. The record is from RefSeq and is a predicted model, not a curated record. NCBI's taxonomy places the organism in Eukaryota, Parabasalia, Trichomonadida, Trichomonadidae. The transcript has a single exon. Bases 1 to 1629 code for a protein of 542 amino acids.
AUGAGAUCAAUAAAUGUUAGUUUCAGCUUGAAUUCUAAGAUUUUAGUUGCAAGUUUAAGUCUUCCGGAAACUGCUACAAUAGGAAAGCUGAAAGAAGGUCUCAAAAAUAAAAUUUUUGAAUUUAAUAUUGGUGAUAUAAUCAUAAUUAUGGAAAAAUCAAACGGAACAAUUGAAAUUCUCGAAAAUAACAAGACUAUAGGAUCGAUAACAACAAAAAGCGAACUAAAUCUUAAAGCAUUACCAAAAAAUUUAUUAUGCGUCUUCAAAACAGUCGAUACAUACACACAAAAGCAAAUUGAUCUUCUCAAACCAGUUAUAGAAGUAAUAGCAGAUGUUACAAAUGACAAUCCACUUUAUUAUUUGAUGGGUUUUCAGUUUUUAGGAAAAGGCAAGAAGAAAACAGUAUGCAAAGUCUGUUCCUACUCCCUUCCAUUAUGUAUACAGACAUGGUUUCAUGAUCCAAUUAUGUUAGUUAAAAAAUGCAGAAAAAUGAAUUUAAACGAAUGCGAUGAGCAAACGAUUACUAACAUGAUAGAGAACUGUAGAUUCGCCAACAAGCUAUCUUUAUGCGCUUACUCUAUAGAUAUUUGGGGAAAAUUAGCAGCUUAUCAAUUUUUAUCGGAAAAAGUACCUUCUAUUACAGAAAGCUAUAUCAGACAGAAUAUUAGUCGUUGCGUUUCACCAGAUGUUAAAGCCUCAUCAGAAGCAGAGAUAAUAGAAAAAACAAUUUAUCAUGUUCGACGACAUUCCAGGAUGGAUGCAAAAUCUGCACGUCAGCAUUUCUUCAGUACACUUCUAAACGAAGGAUGCCAAUGCGCAUUUAUGGAAAAGGUCAAAUUUAAAGUUGUAGGAUCUUUAUUUACAAUUCGCCGCUAUUUAUACAUAACUAAUAGUAAAAUAUGGGUUACAAAGGACCUCUCUACCAAUGUUUUGGAACAAGGAAAGACGUCUGAGAUCGUAAAAACAUUUUUUGAUGGAGAUUGUUUGAUUAUUGAAUUUGUCACAGGCGUAAAAUGGUCGCUUAAGUCUAUUCGUCCAAAAGUCAUCAAGAGCUACAUUGAUGACAUCACACACAACGCGUUUCGUGAAUACCAGAUUCCGAAAUCGAUAGAAGUAAGUGAAUCAGCAUCAAGUAAAGAUUCUAAAUCAGGAAUUCUGCCAAAUAAUGAUGAUGAAAUGGCUGCUCUUGCUCCUUUUUACAAAGUUGACAAUGAUGAUAACGAAGAAGACGGAAACUACCUUAAAUUCUCAAACCAAUCAGUCAAUAUAUCAACAUAUCAGCUGUUAAAUGAUGCAUCAAAAGAAAGAGUUUCUAAAAUGGGAAACAGAGUCAGAUCUUUGAAACAAGUACCUUCUUGCAUUCCAAAACUCAAGAUCCCAGAACAGAGUUCUCAAAACGACGUAGUUAAUAUAAAGAGGAUGUCAAUGAGUGUCAUUUCAAUAGUGAAACCUGUUGACGAAACAUCAAAUUUGAUUGAUGAACAAUAUUCGAUGCCGACAUCAGAAGAGUUCUUCCAAUACACAGGAUACGAAGUGCUCAUGGAUAAUAAGGCAUUGCUAUUAUGGAUCUGUAUAUUAGUGCUCUUAAUAUCUAUUGCAAGAUAUUUCGGAGUUGGAACUAAGAAAUAA